Messenger RNA from Helicoverpa zea (corn earworm), 2109 nucleotides. RefSeq names its product heat shock protein 70 A1-like. Gene Ontology annotation, biological process: protein refolding; cellular response to unfolded protein. Gene Ontology annotation, cellular component: cytoplasm. The transcript has a single exon. Bases 3 to 1625 code for a protein of 540 amino acids. NCBI's taxonomy places the organism in Eukaryota, Metazoa, Arthropoda, Insecta, Lepidoptera, Noctuidae. Gene Ontology annotation, molecular function: heat shock protein binding; ATP binding; ATP hydrolysis activity. The record is from RefSeq and is a predicted model, not a curated record.
CAAUGAUAUUAGUUGAUUACAAAGGUGAAAAAAAGUCUUUCACGCCCGAAGAAAUCAGUAGUAUGGUUUUAAGUAAAUUAAAAGAGAUCGCUGAGAAAUAUCUUGGUGCUAAAGUUAGUAAGGCGGUUAUUACUGUUCCCGCGCAUUUUAAUGAUAGUCAGAGGCAGGCUACAAGGACCGCGGGGUCUAUAGCGGGGCUAGAAGUUUUAAGAAUUACGAACGAGCCUACAGCCGCGGCACUUGCGUACGGUUUAGACAGAAGAGGUGACAAAAACGUUCUUAUUUAUGACCUAGGUGGCGGCACUUUCGACGUUUCGAUUCUCUCUAUAAACGGCUCUGUGUAUGAAGUGAAAGCCACUGCGGGUAACACUAGACUCGGCGGUGAAGAUUUCGACAAUCGUCUAGUCGCGUAUUUCGCUGAAGAUUUUCGUAAAAAAUAUCAUACUGAUAUUCUAGGUAAUGCUAAAGCUUUGAGGAGGUUGAAAACGGCAGCGGAACGAGCAAAACGGUUUUUAACUUCUUACAGUGAGGCGACAGUACAAGUGGAAGCAUUGUGUGACGGGAUUGACUAUAUAGGAAGAAUUUCCAGAGCUCUCUUCGAAGAAUUAUGCUCAGAUUUAUUCCGAGACACGUUGGGGCCAAUUGAAAAAGCUUUAAAUGAUGCAAGACUGAAAAAAUCUGACAUACAGAAGAUUAUUCUAGUAGGGGGCAGUACUAGAAUACCAAAGAUUCAAAGUAUGUUGAAAGAAUUCUUUGACGGAAAGAAUUUGACAACUAGUUUGAAUCCUGAUGAGGCUGUGGCGUGUGGGGCUGCGAUUCAAGCCGCCAUUUUAAACGGCCAGCGACAUGAAAAAAUAAGAGACCUAUUACUAGUCGAUGUUGUACCUCUAUCCCUAGGAGUAGAGACGGCUAGAGGGAUGAUGUUCAAAGUCGUAGAGAGAAACACUCCAAUACCUUGCCAGAAAACCAAAGAAAUAACCACUUUAGAAGACUAUCAAAACCGUAUGACAAUAGAGAUUUUUGAAGGUGAAAGAAGUUUAACUAAGGACAAUAAUUUGUUAGGAGUUAUAGAAUUGACUGGUAUACCGCCUGCACCAAGAGGCGUAGCCAAAAUAGAUGUCACUUUUGACAUAAAUGCUAAUGGGAUUCUCAGCGUUUUUGCUCGAGACCGCAGCACGGGACAUACAGAGAGUGUAGUAAUAAGAAACCAGCACAGACUUAACCAGAUGCAGAUAGGGCAGAUGAUAUCAGACGCUGCAACUUACAAAGAAAACGAUAUUGAAAGCAAGCGACGUUUAGAAGUUAGGAACCAACUAGAGUCCUACAUUUAUGAAGUAAAAAGGAAUGUAGCAGAAAAAGGAGAUUUGUUAACGGAAAAAGAGAAAGAGUUUAUGAAUAGAGAAACGGAGAAUGCUAUUGAAUGGCUGGAUUUGAAUAUGGAUUGUGUUAGAGAAGAAUUUGAGAGGCAGAUGACAGAGUUAAUGAGGAAAUGGUCGGGAGUUAUGAGAAAGAUAUAUAACCAGCCUUGGAUGCAUCGAGCAAAGCGGCAGAGAAGUGAGACUUACGAGGAAUUGGAAGACCACGGAAGCACGACCAUAGAAGAGGUACAGGAUAAUGAGGAAUGAAGAGGAAUAGGCUUUAAGGAAUCCUGGAGAGUUCCUUUUAGAAAAUUCUGGAAUGUUUCGUUCGAAAUGGGAUUUUAGUAGUGGAAAAUACUUUGUAAAAGGAAUUGAAAAGCCUGUUGUGAUAUUUUUUGUUUUAUGCAGAAGUUGAGUCUGAAUGUUAAAUAUCUCUACUCAGGGUUUAUUUGUUUGGACACGCUAAUCUCAAGAACUACCUAGGUACUGAUUCCGAUUUGAAAAAUUCUUUCGAAAGCUCAAUUAUCUGGAAAAAAGUAGCCUAACCUAGAGAGAAUAAUGAUAUUUUAGAUAUAGAAAUAGGUCCCUAUUUUUUAUAUUGGUGCGUGUCCGAGUGAAACCACUGACGAAAGUUAGCAAUCUCAUCUCUGUUGAUCUACUGAAAAAGUAAGAUAUUUUAAUCCAGUAGUUAUCUAGACAUUUAUUCCUGCUUUAAAUACGGGUGGUGCCAUAAGACAAAGUUAGUUAGAAU